AACGGUCGUCGACAAUGGAAACCAACUCUUAAAUGCAAAAAUGGAUGGCUUUAUGAAUUGGACGUUGUAGUACUCUUUCGUGUAAAUCCGCUAAUCGAAGAGGUAACGGGGAAUUUCUAUCUAUUUAAAAUCCAUUAACAUCCAAACAAAAUGCCUCGAGCGAAGACUGGUGAGAAAAAAGGUCCUCGUAUGGACGAUGUUGUUACUCGUGAAUAUACAGUCAACCUUCAUAAAAGGUUGCAUGGUGUAGGAUUUAAGAAACGCGCACCACGGGCAAUCAAGGAAAUCAGGAAAUUUGCAGAGAAACACAUGGGUACUCCUGAUGUCAGAAUCGAUACUCGUCUUAAUAAGCAGCUCUGGUCAAAGGGCAUCCGAAAUGUUCCAUUCCGUGUCCGUGUACGACUGAGUAGGAGAAGGAACGACGAUGAAGAUUCUUUACACAAAUUAUAUACAUUGGUCACAUAUAUCCCUGUUGCUACUUUUAAGGGACUACAAACAGAAAAUGUUGAUGCAAGUCAAGAUUAAUUUAUUAACUUAAGCGUAUAAUAAAUAAUUUUGACUAUUA
Ceratosolen solmsi marchali is the source of this 565-nucleotide messenger RNA. It is a transcript of the gene RpL31, whose product is annotated as ribosomal protein L31. Gene Ontology annotation, biological process: cytoplasmic translation. The coding region runs from base 151 to 525 and encodes 124 amino acids. Gene Ontology annotation, molecular function: structural constituent of ribosome. The transcript is spliced from 3 exons. Lineage: Eukaryota; Metazoa; Arthropoda; Insecta; Hymenoptera; Agaonidae. The record is from RefSeq and is a predicted model, not a curated record. Gene Ontology annotation, cellular component: cytosolic large ribosomal subunit; ribosome.